CAGCCUUCACUCUUCAGGUAGAAAGAGAACUUGGCAGUGCUGCUUCGGGGUUUGCCUUUUCCUUUUGGCCUGUCAACAACACCGGCUUCUCUCAAGUGGUCCCCUAGUUUGUCUUGGGGUGGAAGCUGAGACAACACAGAUAGGAAGGACCCCAGUCUUCCUUCAGGAGUUCCCAUCUGGAGGAGUCAGAGGUAGAAAAGAAAGUCAUUGUUAAAUCCUAAACGUAGUAGUCAUUUGACAGGGAGUGAGUAACCGUUAACCAAGGGUCAGAGGAUAAUCAGAGACCUCAGUCGAGAGCUCUGCCCUGAGUAAACGUGAUGAGUUACAAGACAGAUAGCAAGCUCGCUGUGUAUUCCAAAGCUUAUAGCUUGCUAGAAAGAGAGUUCAAGGAAUUACAAAACAGCAGAAGCAAGGGCAUUAAUGCUUAUCCUGUAAGUAGUGACCUGAUGAGUUGGAAAGCUGAGAUUGAAGGACUUAAGUAUUCAGUUUGCGAAGGGCUUGUUUUCCACCUGACGAUAGAUUUUUCACAAGACUACAACCUUGUUCCUCCAGUUGUGAAAUUUGUAACAAUUCCUUUUCAUCCAAAUGUACACCCGUAUACCGGUCAACCCAGUCUAGGCAUUUUGGACAAGCCAGACAUGUGGGACCCUAGUUAUACAAUACUCAGGAUCUUAUUUGAUCUACAGAUGUUGCUUUCUUACCCUAGCGUAAAAAAUCCAUCGAACUUGGAAGCAGCUGAGCUGCUGGUUAAAGAUGAGUCUAUGUACAGAACAGUAAUCCGGGAACUUUUGCAGUCAGAACCACCAAAAUCAGAGGGCAGCCUGGUGUUGGCUGAAAAGCCACAGGAACACAUCAGAAUAAUUAAAACCAUCUCAUUUAAUGAUUACUACAAGACAUGGUCCCAGAUAGCCACGACAAAAGUCGCAGAACACUCCAAAAACCAAUUUGUUGGAGAUCCACAUUUCAUGGAGCAGUACUACAAAUGGAAGGAGCAGGAUCGGCAGUAUCAAAGGCAAUGGGAGUCAAAGUUUGUGCUCUCAAAGUGGCAGAAUCUUAGAAAGAAAAUGGCUCAGGAGAGCAGCGAGCCCUCCGACAGAGAGGAGGUUCUCUACCCAUCUCCAACUGAACUUUCUUCUGAACCUAAUGUAGAAGAUGAGUCAGGGUUUUAUAAAGUACCUCAGGAGUGGUCAGAGGAAAGCUAUUCGGAAGAACAUGACUCAGAAGAAUCCUGGGAAGAGGAAGUGGACAACCUGGUUGCCUGGACCGAUGGUCUUGAUGAAGAAUCUUUGAACUAUGAGAACUAUGAAAACUAUGAGAACAUUGACAACUAACACACAAGGACUUCGCAUGCUGCCCAGUUACAGUGCAACCUCAUGGAGCAGUUUUGGGGGAGGCUCAGAACCUAUCUUCUGCUCUCUACCCCAGUUGAUCUCAUCUUUCUGGAAA
Messenger RNA from Rattus rattus (black rat), 1446 nucleotides. RefSeq names its product ubiquitin conjugating enzyme E2 U (gene Ube2u). The record is from RefSeq and is a predicted model, not a curated record. The transcript has 10 exons. Lineage: Eukaryota; Metazoa; Chordata; Mammalia; Rodentia; Muridae. Bases 318 to 1331 code for a protein of 337 amino acids.